Messenger RNA from Oncorhynchus mykiss (rainbow trout), 8616 nucleotides. RefSeq names its product zinc finger protein 704. Lineage: Eukaryota; Metazoa; Chordata; Actinopteri; Salmoniformes; Salmonidae. The record is from RefSeq and is a predicted model, not a curated record. Gene Ontology annotation, molecular function: DNA-binding transcription factor activity; RNA polymerase II cis-regulatory region sequence-specific DNA binding. Gene Ontology annotation, biological process: regulation of transcription by RNA polymerase II. Gene Ontology annotation, cellular component: nucleus.
UUGAGGAAAAAAAGCUAAACAAUCUUUAAUCUUUCAAAUUGACUGUGUCGGCUUUUUAACUUGUCUCGGCUGGUGGAAAAGUCCAUACCUUAGAAUAGUGGUAACACACGGGGAUCCACUCAAGACAGGCCUGAAUGUAUUUUCUUCCAAAUUUCUGCACGAAAAGGUAUAGAAAGCGGGUAAUCUUUCUUUAGUCACCACUCCGGUCCGACGAUGAAUUCUAAACGUUUGCUUGACAUGUCUCCGGCUGACAUACUGGUCGGGGGCGCUUCGAAACAAGCCGGUAUUGAACAGCAUGCAGAGGGUUCCAAGGGAAGCGAAAUGAGUGUCACCACUACUGACAGCGGUGUCAUUCUGGCGUGCGGGAGCGGGCCCGCAUCUGGAGCAGUUUUCUGCACAAUCGUGCUAGACGAUGACUCUUUGAGAGAAUGUACAAACCAGGACAUCAUCCUCAAUGGGAAUGACCUGUCGUCAGGGAGAGAAAAAUACGCGCACCGGAAAAUAAUGGGUUGUGGUGGCGAGGCAGAGAGGAACAGUGGUCUGACUGGGGUCCUUACUAACGGCAGUCCCACUCACUGCCUGAUCCUGAACGGGCAGAAGCCGGACAGACACAUGCACUUGAAAGCGAGGAAUCCGCUGGUGCCUGAUGGUUUCCAGGAAACCGGACAUCAAGUGCCACCUGAGGAGAGAAAUCCCCACCCCUCCUCCCACAUACCUGUCCCCCGACGCAGGAAACCCUCGGGUCGUGCUGAUAAGGAGGUAAUGGCUGCCACCGUCCUGACAUCGCUAUCCACCUCCCCACUGGUCCUCACCCAGACAUCCUCAGCUGCAGUUCCGGAGUCGUCUAGCAGGGGGUGGAAGGAGGCGCUGUCGACCAGCUACAGCAGCUCCACCAGUGGCAACUGGAGCUGGGACACCAGCGACCAAUCAGUGCCCUCCACACCAUCCCCACCCCUCUCCAACGAUGCCAGCAAGAGCUUCCUGCUCCCAUCCCAGGGUGAUGACGUCAUCGAGGACGUCACAGAGAGCACUCACUUUCCGUUUGUGGACCCCAUACCCCGGAAGCGAAAGAACUCCAUGAAGGUGAUGUUCAAGUGCUUGUGGAAGAACUGUGAAAAGGUCCUCAGCACCUCUUCAGGGAUCCAGCGACACAUCCGAACCGUCCACCUGGGGCGGAACUGCGACUCGGACUACAGCGACGGGGAGGAGGACUUCUACUACUCGGAGAUCGAGGUCAACAUGGACAGCCUAUCAGAGGGCUUAUCCAGCCUCACGCCCACCUCCCCCACCACCUCCGGCCCUCCCCCCAUUUUCCCACCUGUCUCCCUCACCACCUGUCUCCCUCGUUCUGAGCCCUCCCACAUCGCCAUGAGGGGGACACAUGGCCACGCCCCCACCCUGCUCAGCCAAUCAGCUCCCUCCACGCUCUGCCAUAUUCGCACUGACCACGCAUACCAGGCCACUGCUCCUGUGAGUAUUCCUGUGUGUUCGGAGCAGGUUGGUGGGAAUGAUGGGAUUGGGAAUGGGGAUGGGAUCAGUGUGUCCUGGCAGUCGUCUCCUGUCAUUUUUAAAGGCUUACCGGGCCCUUUGACUCACACCCGCACGGUGAGCUUCGGGGAGAAGAGACAGCCUGCCCUUCACACACACACUACCAUCAGCAAGACACCCCCCUCUACAGCCCCCCUGCCCAAACCAGCACCAGGAACCAGGAAACCCCGCGGAGAGGCUAAAAAGUGCCGGAAGGUAUACGGCAUGGAGAAGAGAGACAUGUGGUGCACAGCCUGCCGUUGGAAAAAAGCCUGUCAGCGAUUCAAUGAUUGAACCCCACUACAUCACUGGGAUGGACUCUUCCUCUGCCAGAGCUUCACUGAGGUGGAGUCUUCCACUGGGGAGAUGUGGGUGUUCUCCCUGAUGAAGCUGCUUAGAGCACGCACUGCUUCCUCCUGACCAGCAGGGGUCUCUCUGCUUGCUUCUCUUAAUCCUCAGACAGCUAAACACACAAAACACAAAAACAAAUGGAUGAAAAAGGAAAAAAAUAUAUAAUAAUUGUGAAAAAAGUAUAUGGCUUUGGAAGCAUAGGUAAUCCAAAAAAUGAUUAUUCAAAACGUGAUUCAGAAUGAAAGUUUGGUUUUGUACUUUCUAAUUUUGCAUGCCUUCACUGUAGGGCAGUGGUUGAAGAUUUCAGAUAAGCUUUUUGGUGUUGUGUACUUUCAACAUGUUCUUUGCUGGUCCGAGUAUCAUGGAAGCUACUGUGUUUGAGUCUAUAAGAUCCUUAAACCACUCUCUUGUCAGCAUCUUUCAAUGCACCUCUGUUGACAUUUUGGAACUAAAACCAGAUUCACUUUGUGGUGUAUAUUUGAAUGGAUCGUUUCAACGGAGGUGCAUUGAAAGAUGCCGACAAGAGAUUUCAACGGUCACUCUUUUGAAACGGGAAGUAUGUCUACCAAAGGAAAACAGACACAGAAUCUCUCUAAAUUCACUCAGAAUUGAGAUGUCGCUUUUUUUUAAGAUGCAAGUUUGUUAUUCAUAUAACACAUCACAUGCUCUUAUGGGAAUUCAACUCAACAAUUCCAAUCUCUUUGUUUGGGAAGUAAAUAUGCAUAGCUACACACCAUAAGCUCCCUGUAUCUGUUGCUUAUUCCAUCUGCUGGCACCAAAUGUCACACUUUGAACCUUCAGAGUGUUCAGUGUACAUGUACCGUUUCUAGUUUCUCUUCCUAGAGCUCUACACAGAUAUGCAGCUUUCAGAAACAACACAUCUUUCAGCAGACCACAUGUAAACUUUGUAACCACACUGUUCACUCUCAUUUCUCACAUCUACAGUUUAUUUCCAGCGAUUAGUUCCCAAGGCAACUACUGUAGUAGUUGCAAAGUGCCAUCACCAGGGUUUGGACAGUCUGGUCUUGCUUUGAUUAAUCAGCUCUAUUGUUGAUUACAGUUAUCAAUAACAACAUCAAACCCCCCUGUAGCAUUACUUGCUACUCAGUGUUCUUAAAUCCACUUCCUGUGUACGUUCAUAGAAAUAUAAUGUCAUUGUAGUUCUCUGUGGGUACUAUACCUAGUCCUGCCCAACCCUGAAUCCCAGUUACUGCUCUUAACUGGUAUCUAAGGGUGAUGAAAUAUAAUGUCAUUGUAGUUCUCUGUGGGUACUAUACCUAGUCCUGCCCAACCCUGACUCCCAGUUACUGCUCUUAACUGGUAUCUAAGGGUGUUGAAAUAUAAGUGUUUUUCUCAGAGGGAUUAUUUGCGCACCAUGAAUUGUACCUGGAUUCCUGAUCAGACACAAUUAUAUGGAUGUAUAUUUUUACACAGAUAAAUUUUUUAACUUUAGCUACUCUUUUUUAUUUUAUUGUUGCCAGCUCUUUGAAUGUAGUUUCUGCUGCCUCUCUCUCUCUUCUCUCUCUCUCUCUAUCUCUCUCUCUGUCUCUCUCUCUUUCUCUCUCUCUCUCUCUCUCUGUCUCUCUCUCUCUCUCUCUCUCUCUCUCUCUCUCUCUCUCUCUCUCUCUCUCUCUCUCUCUCUCUAACUCUAUCUAACUCUCUCUCUCCCAAUACUGACAACUAGCCAUGCCACAAGUUACAACAGCAGGACACACACAUGCAUGGUGCUACUUGUCCUCUUUCCCUAUGUUACCUUCAACCUAUUCUAUGACAAUGGCCACAAUCUAUGACUUUCUGUUCUUUGGUCAUGUGACAAAUCUGUUGUCAUAGUGACAUCUGCAUUCUCAGCUGAUGGCAGUCACAUAUUCUAAUUGAUGUGACAUUAGUAGAAGGCCAUUCUAAGACAGCUGGGGAUGACUGUCAUUUGUUGUUAUUUGGGGACAGCAAACAAUCAAAAACCCUGGAUUAAUUUUAGCAUGCCCUGUCAGUCUUUUACUUGGUAACCAUUACCAACAGAUAUGGUCCUGCUCAUUGGCUGGUAACUCUGUCCGUCAGACAUUAUGUCCAGUAGUGUUUGAAAAGAAGCUGGUUCUUACAGUAAGUAGCUCACUGGUCAGACUGGAGAGUAGCCCAGUAUUUAAUGGUCAGAAACUUCACUAAGUGCCAUUGAAAAGAACAAUAUGAGGAAAAAGGAUUUACCUAAAUAAAUUGCACUAACUUGCACUGCACAAAGACUUGCUUUUAUACAUGGAUUUUAUACACACAGAUUUUGAAGUGAAAUUACAUUUGAGGUUGUUUUAUUUUGGAUCGUCACUGCCUUGGUGUCAACAUGGGGUUUCAGGGAUGGGGCUUCUACACCUCUUGGGUCCCCCCAUAAGAACCUUUUGAACUGGUAUGUUUAGCUCUCUGUGUGUGUGUGGUGUACUCAGCCCAAUGGUGCCAACAAUAUUGCCUGGAAUCGUGUACUGCAUAGUACAGCGGUACUUUGUGUGUCCGGGUUUCCCCUAGACUUUUCUAUUGUGGUGGUGCACCAAGAAGACCCCUGAAGUCACAUCUCAGAUGGUCUGCCCUAACUUGGUAAUAUAUGGGGAAACACUGGUCCAGAGGUAGCCCUCAGUUAGUCAAUGGUUGCUUGUUGUCUUCUUAAGAACAGAUAAAUCAUGGUGUUUCAACACUAUGGGCUUUCCCUACGGAGCCUACUCAUACACUGCUUUCACAAGAAUGUAGUUUAGUCUUCCUUCCUUACGGAGCAUACUCAUACACUGCUUUCACAAGAAUUUAGUUUAGUCUUCCUUCCUUACGUAGCAUACUCAUACACUGCUUUCACAAGAAUUUAGUUUAGUCUUCCUUCCUUACGUAGCAUACUCAUACACUGCUUUCACAAGAAUUUAGUUUAGUCUUCCUUCCUUACGUAGCAUACUCAUACACUGCUUUCACAAGAAUUUAGUUUAGUCUUCCUUCCUUACGUAGCAUACUCAUACACUGCUUUCACAAGCAUUUAGUUUAGACUUCCUUCCUUACGGAGCAUACUCAUACACUGCUAUCACAAUAAUUUAGUUUAGUCUUCCUUCCUUACGUAGCAUACUCAUACACUGCUUUCACAAGAAUUAAGUUUAGUCUUCCUUCCUUACGGAGCAUACUCAUACACUGCUUUCACAAGAAUUUAGUUUACUCUUCCUUCCUUAUGGAGCAUACUCAUACACUGCUUUCACAAGAAUUUAGUUUAGUCUUCCUUACGUAGCAUACACUGCUUUCACAAGAAUUUAGUUUAGUCUUCCUUCCUUACGGAGAAUACUCAUACACUGCUUUGACAAGAAUUUAGUUUAGUCUUCCUUCCUUACGUAGCAUACUCAUACACUGCUUUCACAAGAAUUUAGUUUAGUCUUCCUUCCUUACGGAGCAUACUCAUACACUGCUUUCACAAGAAUUUAGUUUAGACUUCCUUCCUUACGGAGCAUACUCAUACACUGCUAUCACAAGAAUUUAGUUUAGACUUCCUUACGUAGCAUACACUGCUUUCACAAGAAUUUAGUUUAGUCUUCCUUCCUUACGGAGAAUACUCAUACACUGCUUUGACAAGAAUUUAGUUUAGUCUUCCUUCCUUACGUAGCAUACUCAUACACUGCUUUCACAAGAAUUUAGUUUAGUCUUCCUUCCUUACGGAGCAUACUCAUACACUGCUUUCACAAGAAUUUAGUUUAGACUUCCUUCCUUACGUAGCAUACUCAUACACUGCUUUCACAAGAAUUUAGUUUAUUCUUCCUUCCUUACGUAGCAUACUCAUACACUGCUAUCACAAGAAUUUAGUUUAGUCUUCCUUCCUUUCGUAGCAUACUCAUACACUGCUUUCACAAUAAUUUAGUCUAGUCUUCCUUCCUUACGGAGCAUACUCAUACACUGCUUUCACAAGAAUUUAGUUUAGUCUUCCUUCCUUAUGUAGCAUACUCAUACACUGCUAUCACAAUAAUUUAGUUUAGUCUUCCUUCCUUACGUAGCAUACUCAUACACUGCUUUCACAAUAAUUUAGUCUAGUCUUCCUUCCUUACGGAGCAUACUCAUACACUGCUUUCACAAGAAUUUAGUUUAGUCUUCCUUCCUUAUGUAGCAUACUCAUACACUGCUUUCACAAGAAUUUAGUUUAGUCUUCCUUCCUUAUGUAGCAUACUCAUACACUGCUUUCACAAGAAUUUAGUUUAGUCUUCCUUUGCCUAAAAGGCGCUUGCCUCUUUCACACUUUAUUGAGAUGAGGUAGUGUACAGAGAAUAGGUUUUCUUUCCGGACUUGACUCUUCUCCACCAAUCGAAACAUCAAUCUUGUGUUUGGUCCUACUGGCAGCAGAUUGGCCAUUCAUACGUUUGAGUACUUUUCAGACCAAUCUAGUCUGUUGUUCCCAAUCUCAUUCACACCCCUAUGCCUGCCACAAAACCCGCCUCUGGUAUUUAAUUGCACUAAAGUGGUUUUAUGGGUCAUUGGCCAGGGCUAAUGAAGGGGAACACUCUUUAUCCACUUGCUACUACCUACAUUGAUAAACUGGAUGAAUCUAAGGCCUCACCCACAGUAAGUUGACCUGGUAUGGAAUAGGGGAGGGUCAGGUGGGUUUGAGUGAUAACUGCCAUCCCUACGGCUGUUUUUAGGAGACCUGAGGUUUUGGAUUGUAGAGAGAGGGCUGAUUGGGUGUGUUUGUGGAACUGGGACUUUGUAAUAGGUGGAGAAAGAGUGGGACAAGCAGUGACGAUUAUUCGAGAUGGAUUUGUAGUUUCAGGCCUUUCCUGUACAUAUGCAACGUAAAGACAACCCUGAAACUUUUUUCAUAUAUUGUUGUGUGUCUGUUAAACAAAAAUGAAACUUUGUAAGGUAGAAUUGCUCAGAUUGUUGGUGUGCGUGUUUGAGAAGCUGUAGUUAAUAUAACAUAUAUUGCAGUUCAGGGGAAAAGUGGCGAAAUAACGUAGAUGAAUGUAAAACCUACAAAAAGAAAAGCUUGUUUCUUGUUGUAACGCUGGCUAGUUUCUACUGUUAGUGCACUCUGACAGAAUGAUGGCACAAACAGCACAAACUGUCAUUCUGGUGCCAAAUUUAGCAUCUGCACUGUUCUUCAAGUAAAUGUGUUUUUGUCAAAUAUUCAGUGGAAAUUGUUCAAAGUAGUCCUUGUGCAUAGAGUUGUAUGGUUUGUUUAACUUUGCAAUCAUUGGUUUUGUUUGACAUACAUUUUAAAGUGAAAAAUCUUAGUCUCAGCAUAAUUCUGUUACCAUGUAAUUGCCCAUUAACCUUCUUACAUUGUGCAAUGAGACGCUUUAAUUCUAACAAGAACUAACUUGACCUUUUGGUGACCUUUCUGUGAGUCACCUGGUGUGAUCUAUUAUGAAUGCAUUUAUUGGUAUGUAGGCCUUUAUUUAGGCUGUUAUAAGGAGUCAUGAACUGUUAUGAAUGCUUAUAGCAGGCCAUAUACUGCACUACUUUAAUGCACAUAUUGAAUGUGCUUAUAAAGGUGUUAUGUAUUUUGGUUAUGUAAGUGGUCAGAACCCACUGGACAAAAACUGGUUGAAUCAACGUUGUUUCCACGUCAUUUCAACAAAAACAUGAAAUGUGAUGACUUUUGAAUCAACGUGGAAAAUUGAUUGGGUUUGUAAAAUGUAAGGGAAUUUCGUAAUUUUUUCACCCAACUUUUAAACUAGAUCCAAUAACAUGGUGAAAUGUUUUGUUGAUUUCACGUUGAAUUCACGUUAGUUGACAACUCAACCAAAUGUAAAUCAAAACUAGACGAUGAAAUGACACCCAGUGUAUAGGAACCGUGAGCUGUUGUGAAUGCUUAUGGCAAGUCUUAUAAUACACUAUGGAGUGAUCGACUGUGCUAUGAAUGCAGUCAUAAUGUAUUGUACACAGGCGUUUCAGAAAAUGUGCUACCUACUUUUUCUGUCUCCCUGCCAAAUAAGUAUUUAUUCGAAUACAUGUUGUCAUUGUCUUUUGUGGGAAACAAAUCACCUAGGCGGCUCGGGGAUUCAAACUCGCAACCUUUCGGUUAUUGGCCCAACACUCUUAACCGCUAAGCUACAUGCCACCAAAUUGUACCUGUACCUUUCCCUCUGACUCGCUUCCUCUCUAUCUCCCAAUCUAUUUUUCUCUAAUUGUUUCCCCCGUCUCUCUCUUUUAAACUAUCAGUAUUGACUGUAGUUCCCCCCCCCCAAAGUCAAUACCCAGUAUAUUAAGCUAACCGAGCCCUUGAAAUGUGCAGAAAGAAAGCCUUUAUUUCCUAAUGUUACAUCAUUCUAUCCUUUGUUUGCUCGUUGAAUGUCCAUGUUGAUGAGUCCAGCCCAGCAGCUCAGCAGCAGCAAAGCCAAUGGAUCUCCAACCAAAUCAAAUGUAACACAUCGUCAUCACUAUGGAGGCUCCACUCAACUCUGUGCUGCUUCUUCUAUCAUGCUCUUAAACAACACACCAAUCUGUGCUGUUUGUCUUUGUCUUUUAUCUGUUUUCUUGUUGUAACUGUCUGACUGUUGUUCUCUUGCUGUGCUGUGUCAGAGCAUUGUGGUUGGUGGGAGGGAAACUUACUUUCUUUUGGUUGCUUUAUUAUCUUGUUCAUAUUGAUUGAUUGAUGUGCUCUCAUUAUGUCUGGUGCAGAAGUGUUUUAUUGCUCAUGUCUGUCUGACAUGUGCUCGAGUGGAUGGGUGACUUGAUGUCAUGAUGAUGAUGUGAUGUAAAUGUGAUAGAGAGAAAAUAAAUGCAAAUGGAUUGGAAUAUGUA